This is a messenger RNA of Rana temporaria (common frog), 2325 nucleotides long. It is a transcript of the gene LGALS8, whose product is annotated as galectin 8. Bases 155 to 1081 code for a protein of 308 amino acids. The record is from RefSeq and is a predicted model, not a curated record. Lineage: Eukaryota; Metazoa; Chordata; Amphibia; Anura; Ranidae. Gene Ontology annotation, molecular function: carbohydrate binding. The transcript is spliced from 9 exons.
UGCUGUAAGUAUUGUCAUGUAAAUUCACAGAUACAGCAAUGUGAAUGAAAGUCAGCAGGUAAACCUAGCAGAGGAUCUGUGUGGCAGUUUCGUCGGUGGCCGCAGCUGAACACGGAAACGGCAGGAGAGGCUCCAGCUUCCCCAUAAGAGAAAGAUGUCUGAGUAUGAUCUUAAGAGAACCAUCCUCGAUCCGUCCAUCCCUUAUGUGGGUACAAUCCUUGGAGGCCUGGAACCUGGGACUAUGGUAGUAAUCCAUGGAACUGUCCCUAAUGAUGCAGACAGGUUCCAGAUAGACUUCCAGUGUGGGAGCAGCACAAGCCCACGUAGUGAUGUGGCUUUACACUUCAACCCACGGUUUAAAGGCUGGAACUGGGGCCAGAUCAUCUGUAAUACCUUACAGAAUGGAAGCUGGGGCUGGGAAGAAAAAACAUACCCCAUGCCUAUCGCACCGGGGAAGCCAUUUGAAGUUAUAUUUCUUGUUUUACCUCAUAAAUUCCAGGUUUCUUCAAAUGGGAAAUUCUUGCUUUCAUACAAACACAGGAUUAACCUGGAUAAAAUUGAUACACUUGGCAUAUAUGGACAAGUGAAAAUUAAUACAAUUGGCUUUGUAUCUGAAACACUACAGCAGAGUACACCACCCAUUUCCCUUGCUGCCAGCCUCUUGGAUGGCUGUCUGAAAGUGCCUUGCACGCAAAGUCUGUCCAAUGCUCUUGGUCCUGGAAGAACUGUGCUUGUAAAGGGAGAAGUAAAUAAAAAUGCAAAAAGCUUUGCUAUAGAUCUAAAACCAAGUGGUUCGAGAACCAUUGCUUUGCACUUGAACCCACGUAUGAAGGAGAAAGUGUUUGUAAGAAACUCUUACCUGUAUGACAGCUGGGGAGACGAGGAAAGGCAGCUGCAAGAAUUCCCAUUUUUUCCUGACCUGUAUUUUGAGCUCCUCAUAUACUGCGAAACUCAUCAAUAUAAAGUUGCAGUGAAUGGACAUCAUGUGCUGGAUUAUAGGCACCGAUUCAAAGAUCUGAGUAUGAUCAAUGAGGUCUCAGUUCAUGGAGAUGUACAAGUGUAUGAAAUCCGGGCCUGGUAGAAAAUAUUAUGCCAGAUGCGCAAAUAUGACUGGUCGGGUGAUUUCCUUAAGAUUAUGGAAUAUAUUUCACAAAUAUAAUGACCAUUACUGAGGCAUUACUUCUGUAAUGACUUAAAUUGGCUUCCUAAUUUUUUUUUGAAGCGGAAAGAUAAUAUGCGUUACUAAUUUUGUCAUGGCUUUGCACUAAAAUAUAUUCAUAUUGUAUUCAAUGUAAACGUCUCUUACUCCAACGGUUGGCCUCACUAACUAGUGGAGAGCGUGGGCUAGAGUCGGUGACCAUGGAAGCUGCUGCCGCUUUGCAUAAGAGUCCCAGGUUUUAGCGAUUUGGGGUGCUUUACAGGAGGUCAGGACCAACAUGCAGGCACAUCAGGGCAUUUGUCAAAUGUAAGUGGCAAUUUGCUUUGCUUUUUUUUUAAGUUCAUGUUUCCGUUGAUAUUGUUGUUUAACUUACAAAAAUUAUGAAAAAAAAAAAAUGUAAGAAGACGCCAGAUAAUUUGUGAAUCUUCCAUUGUAGUUCACAAACCCCUAUAAUGACCUGCCUAAUUUGAAGAUCUACAGCGCCCUUUUGCUUGUGUUAGAGCACAUAUUUCAAACAUAGGGCACGUGGGCUGAAUCUGGUGAACCAAGCCUUGUGGUGUGGCCCUCACACCCAUUUUUGCAGCUGGAACGUGGCGCACUCUGCUCCCGCUCCCCACUGUCACUUGUAGACACAGAAGCCUUCUGUGUUUACGAGGGACAGCUUUGCUCAGGUCCCUGCACACACUCGCAGUAGAGACAGAUCUUCAGAGAGAGAGUAAUCUCCCUAACAAGAUGCGUCACCUACACAGGGAGGUACUAGAGCUAGGUCAGGUAGAAGAGAGAGAUGCAGGGAAGAUUUGGAGGGGUGUUAGGGUUGCACACCCUGCACUCUGUACACAACUUACACCUGAACUCUGCAUUCUUUGUGUAGAACACUCCCAAACCCUGCAUUCUAUACAGAGCGCAACCCUGAACGAUAUACUCUGUAUGUAGGGCACCCCUAAACCCUGCAUUCUGUACGUAACGCACUCCUGAACUCUGGACGCUGCACAUAAUACACUCCAGAGAAAGAUAUGCGAUAUAUAUUGGAUAGAUAUAUAUGAAAUGUAUAGAUAUGUUUUAUACUGGUUAUCAUUACACUUAAACUUGUCCAUUGCUGAGUGAGGACAAUACCUCUGACACAUAGAUUUAGAACAGUUAUUCUACAGUUCUUCAAAUGAACUUAU